AUGGCUGACUCUACGUUAACGUCGUUAUGGGAAAGCUUUUCCUUAACUGAAGAAGAAGAAAAUGACGUCGUUGUUUCCAACAAGACGAUCGAAGAUGUGGCCGCCAAAGUUAAACACUGCCUUCUGGCUCUCCUUAUCACGGAGAAAAAUUUCAGCAAAGAAGCAUUUCGAUCCACAAUGUCUCAAGUUUGGAAACUGGAAGGCUGGAUCCACUUUACAGAUGCUGGUGAGAAACUAUUUUUGCUAGAAUUUCAAAACGUCACUGAUCUGCAGAAAGUCCUCAACGGUCGACCGUGGUCCUUCGAUAGGGCUUUGAUAGCUAUUCAACGAGUCGAUAGUAGCACUCCUUCUAAUGCUAGCUGUUUCACACAUGAACCUUUCUGGGUUCAACUUCAUAAUAUGCCUUUUGCUGCCAUGAAUGAUGAUUAUGGAGUCCAACUAGCGUCUGCAAUUGGCAAAGUUCUUGAAGUGGAUGUUGGUGCGAAUGGUUUGGGCUGGAGAAGCUUUCUGAGGGUCAAAGUAGAGGUUGAACUUACCAAACCUUUGGUUCGGGGGAGAUUAUUAAGGAUUGGGGAGCAAAAAUACUGGAUUGCUUUCAAGUAUGAACGAUUACAGAAUUUUUGUUUUAAAUGUGGAGUUCUUAAACACAAGAAUAGAGGUUGCUCUUCCAUUAGACAGACUGAAGAAUCCAGUAAUCAAUUCGAGCCUUGGUUGUGA
Pistacia vera is the source of this 717-nucleotide messenger RNA. RefSeq lists its product as uncharacterized. The coding region runs from base 1 to 717 and encodes 238 amino acids. NCBI's taxonomy places the organism in Eukaryota, Viridiplantae, Streptophyta, Magnoliopsida, Sapindales, Anacardiaceae. The transcript has a single exon. The record is from RefSeq and is a predicted model, not a curated record.